GGCGGGACUUCCGGGAAAGCGGUGGCUACGGAAAAGGCAAAUUUGUUGCCGCCAGUAGCUGAUGAUUUCUGCUAUCUGUCGACGCUCUGAUUCAGUGAUGUAGAGGAUAGACACCGAGUCGCUGUUUAUCUAAACAGGACCCAUGACCCUGACACGAGGUUCCUUCAAAUACUCCAACGGCGAGGAAUACCACGGGGAAUGGCGAGAAGGGCUGCGUCACGGCCGGGGUCAGCUGACCUUCAGCGACGGGACGUGCUACACGGGACAGUUUGAGAACGGACUCUUUCACGGCUGCGGCGUGCUGGUCUUCGCCGACGGAUCCAGGUAUGAAGGAGACUUUGUGCAGGGGAAGUUUCAAGGCGCCGGCGUCUUCACUCGUUUCGACGGGAUGAGAUUUGAGGGCGAUUUUAAAAGCGGAUGUGUGGAAGGCUACGGACUGUUAACGUUCAUGGACGGCGGCGGCGGCAGCCACGAGGGAGUGUUUGAGAGCGGCCAGCUGACGAGGAGGGACGGCAGCCAGGGGGCGGUCCAGAGGGCGCAGGCAGCCGCCACCAAGGCCCGCGCCCUGGCCAUGUGACCCAGAGGACAGCAGCAGCCUCAAGGACACGCCUCCAUCUCGUCUGUUUCUUUGACGACCGCCUUAUGAGCGUACCGUUUGACGUUCUUUUUCUUUCUUCCUGUUGUUUGUCAAGUGGAGGGCUGAGUCACUGAUUCCGGAUCAGCUGGGUCCAAACACAGUGGUGCUUAACCUGGUCCCGGGUCCACUGACCUGAGACGAGUCAUCUACUCAAAAGUGCAUUCAGACGCCAUUUCAGCGUCGAAGGACGACACGACACACAGAAUCAUGCCGCUGCCGCGACCUUUCCACUUUCAAACAGAACAACGUAGGUUACAACACGACGCUUGCAACAUUGUUGUUGUUGUUGCCAUGAUUCUGAGGCUGGUGCAUGAGGGGGUCCUUACAUUUUGGCCAGGAUCUGUAUUAAAGUGCAGAACAUGACACCAGAAUCAGAAUGGCAGCAGCCGACUGUUGGUUACCCUCCAAGAACCAAGAAGUAGUCUGCUAAGGAACAAACACAAAUACGACGCUCCUCUAGUUUUCUUGGGCCUUGGUGGAGGUCUUCACGCCAUUGGAUGACACUGUAGUUUUAUUUUAUCAGGAUAGCACUGAUAAAACAGCUUUGAUACACUCCUGUAGGGCACUGAUGUUGAGAACGUUCAAAAUGUACACUUAUAAAUCCAUGCAGCGUUGUAACUUCCUGUCCUGAACGCUCACCAUGACAACCACGGCCUGCUCUUUCCUUGAAAACGCUAACGUCAACCUUCAACCUUGAAAUGACCAAAGCCGACAUCUGACAUCUUAUUGGUGCUCCGGAGGCAGGCCAGUCACGUGGUGGUGGUGGUGGUGGGGGGCGGGGCUUAGCCUGGCCGCUUGCUGUCGUCGUCGCGAUUCACUCGGUGCCCUUUCAGCAUCUUCUGAUCCCAGAUCAGCGUCACCCUUGCCAUCCUCAGUGCCAACCGCGCAGUGCCAACCAAUCUCAGCUGCUCCAGGAUCUGUGACUUUCUCCUUAUCUGUAUGGGGGAGGGGGCACAUCAUCACAUGAUGAGUGCAAUGAGUUAGUGUGGAUGGAGGUGUUAUUUCAAAAUAAGAUGCAAGUGAUAAUCCGAGGUCGUCAAGUGCAACACUUGUGACUGGAUAAGGUGUUUGGGGUCUUUUUAAACAGCAGAUGUCUUAUUUUAGGACGCACAACCCCCCCCACCCACCGCCAGCACAUUUUGAUCUCUGUGCAUUGUGCAAGCGUUGAAGUCACUUUGAGUGUUUGUGUUGUGAAGCCAACGAGGCGUGUGAUGAGCUGUAACCAACACGCCAUGUGCAUGUCACACAUGGACUGUGCGUGUGUGCGUGCGCGCGUGCGUGUUAAAUAGUAAACAGUCAAUUGUCAGUCAUGUGAUUAUCUGAAGCUGCCAUUAAUUUGGAGAAGGGGGAGGGGAUGGGGGCAUUUUAAUUGGCUGUUAGCUGUUAGUCGUUUUUCACGUGCACUUAAACAAUGUGUCAGUCCACUUGUGUGUAUUGUUGUUUUUGUUGUGUGUGUUACACAGUCGAGGCUCACCAAACCCUUUAAAAGCGCCUUAAAGCCAUUUGAAACGUUGUCAUGUGACAUUAGCAUUAGAGUCAUGUGACGCACAACGAUGUCGCACACACACAACUUUGAGUGUGAAAACAAGGAAUCCUCCAUUUUACAUCGCUAAUGGGAAAAAGAAACAGUUGCUGGAUGUUUGCGAUCACCUAAGAUGAGUUGUGUCGCGCUAAUCGUGAGCUUGGAGGACCAGUCGCUCUUUUUAGGGAAACGCAUCAAAUUUUUUUGCUGCGCAGAACAAAAGGAGAUCAUUGAUAGCGAGCUAACACUAAGAUCAGCAUGGGGGAGUUUAUGCUAAUGUGCUAACUGGCUGCCAGCGUACGUAUACGUAAUCCCUCGUUUAUCCUGGUUACUUGCUUCCAGGUCCGGCCCAAUAAAUGUAUUUCUGCGAUAUAGCAGUCAAUAUUAAUAAAUUGAAUAUUUUCAUAGCAUGCAGCAUGACAACGUGCUGAUGUUAUGUUUAACAUUAGAGACCCGUAGACGUGAAAUAACACCCCAUAGUCACCUUUACACUCCAGUUAUUCUCUGAUUACAUCACAUUGCACAACUCUUAUGCUGCAGGGACUCGAGACAGCCACAAGAUAGCGAGCUAGCAAGCUAUCGAGCUAAACAGUUAGCCCCAAAUUUAUUUCUUCUAAAUGUAAGAAGCCAAAAAUUUACCAUUUCCACACGGGAUGGGAGGAUAAUUGUAAUGUAAUGUAAGGUAAUGUCUAGGGAUGCUCCAAUCAGGGUUUAUGCUGCCGAUCAUCCAUGAGUGAAAUCGGCCGAUACCGAUACUAAUACCGACCACAUGGUUUAAGUGUACAUUUUUAAAUGUACUAUUGGCUAUAUGAUAUGAAAGGGGAACCAUAAAACCACAUUCAUUUAGACAAAAACAUACUUGACUUACUUUUUGGAGAGAACAAAUAUCACUGGUGAAACGGGACACCUUCUUUAAAGAGACUUGGGAUGCAGUCGGCAAACCCGGUAUCCUCCACCGCCGACUAAGGCCGGCCUUCCGGUCCGAUGAAUUCAACCACCUUACGGGCUGUCCGCCUUAGACCUGUGACUGCCACGCAGAAAAGGGCGAGUGUCCAGCGUUGGCCACAUGAGCUGCCGCACGACCGAUGAUCACAUCGCGAGUCGCGAAAAAUAACACCCAUGUAGUCACCUUAACAUUCCUAUUACCCAAUAUAGUAGAUAUAAUCAGAGAAAGUAAGCCAUUUAAGACAGUUCACCUUGUAGGGGAGCAGAAUCAGUGGCGGACAGGAAGUAACGUUGAGGGUUUAGAGUUGAGGUGCAGCUUGUUGUGGGCUAUGGCCACAACAGGAACUCGUGUUAUUAUUAAGAUUAUUAUUAUGUUGUUAUUGUGCCUGUUGUGAGAUCAUUUAAACCUGCAAUAAAAGCCUGUUGUUCUGGCAAUCAAGUCUGGUGCUUGUCUCGCCAAACAAUUACUGACACCUAGUGACCAAUGUGGAAUGAUACGUUCACAAGUUGAAUGGUGGUCUUUAUGGCUUAUUCUCUAUUUGUAUUUUAGUUCAUUUAGCCAUUUUUGUGAUUAAAAAUGCUUAAUUUGGGCAAAAAAUAAGUAAAGUUUGGUUAAGUUUGUAUAUAUUUUGACAAAUAGCCAUAAUAAUAAUAAUGGCAGUAGUCAGUGAUGAAACAGCGAUCAUUUAUGAAGUGAUUUUUGAAAACCCGCAAUAGAGUGAGGGAGUGAUGUUGGAAUCGUGCUGUAGCGAGGGAUGACUGUAUAUUUCUUUUGUUGGAAUAGGAGGUGUUUAAAAAGUGUGAUUCGCAUGCUAGCAUCCUUCACACGUUCUGCUUGGCUAUCAUGCUACGCUAACGUGUACAAUGUGCGAUGCUAAAGUUGUUUGUUUUUGUUUAAAAGAUUAGCAUUCAUGCUAACCAGUGCUACGAAUACAUUAUACUUCCUCUGCCAAAGUAAGCAACCAAAACGUAAUCACAUUAUGUUGGAAAAUGAUCAAAACACGAUUUGAAAACAUGCAAACGAGCGUUUGCUAAAUGCUCAAACAUUUUCCGUAAUUUAAAAAGAACGCUUUGAGUGUCGAUCGAGUGCCCGAACAAAACAAAACAAGAAAACCUUUGACUGUGCUUGGAAUCCUUGAAUCGCUGCCAGGAUCUUCAAAGAAAAUACCUGCAAAUCCUUUCAGCCCUCAAAAAGAAAUGUGAUUUGCAAGAGAAGGAAGAAGAGGUUCUUGUGAAGAGACAGAAAGGAAGGAGUGAUGCUAACAUGAGCCCAAAGGGGGCAAAGGUCGGGCUAUGGCAUCAAAUAUUAACCCGUGUCAAGGUUUCACUCUGAGGAGCUCACGUUGGUCCUGAUGUCUUUACAGCAUCCAGGGAGGGUGUCCUCAAAGUCUGCACACAAAAAACACAUAUCAUACAAAUACAUCUUUUCUCCUUUUUAAUGCCAUUUAUUCAUUUUAAUAAGUCAGACCUUGAUUUUCAAACACCCCAGUUUUUUUCCUACACUGUCAUUACGGGUGUGUUUGCCCUGUAAAUCCAUCAUCAUACGUGAGCAGAUUUGUUAGCUGUCCUGCCCAGCCAUUGGGCCAGACAGUAUUGCUGAUCUAGAUGCAGAUUUUCUCUACCAGGGAAAAGUGUAAGGUACACUUUACCUGUUCUAUACAUUUUAUUUGACUUUAUUUGAUGCUUAAAAUUUGGAGCGGAUGGACAGGAGCAGGAGGAGAUAGAGAAGAAGAGAAAAGAAGACUGAGGGGGGAGCGCGGGGACAAUAGAGAGAGAGACAACACCAGCAAGAACAAUAACAAAGCAAUAUGUUGUCAUAUGAAUAUUCAUUAUUGGGGAGUACCUGGAAACUGCGUUUAAUACGUGUGUUGAAAUAUUUAUUUUGUUAAUAUUUUGGGUGUGAGAUUAGUUGGAUUGACAUUAUUUCCUGUGGGAAAAAUCGCUUUGUUUUUUGUCGGCCCUCAAUAUUAAUCUGAAUAUUUGAGUAUUAUUUAAUUAGAAUUUUUGAAACAGUAAUUAUAUUUGAUUAAUUAAUAACAUGAAAUGUUUUUGGGUUUUUUUGCAUAAUGUAUGUAAAAGAUAUGUGUAUUUGAUAUGUCUGGACAUGAGGGACAGCUUGUAGUGUUAAAAUAUGGAGAAGAUGACCUUGGUAAAGUUGGGUUAAAAAGCUGCAUCGCGACGUGUUGCACCUCUUAACAGUUGACAUUCACGCUAGUCAACGUCCCAGAAUGAGCCGGGACACACCUUGUAUUGACAUCGCCAGCGUGUAAGUCCACAUGAUCCUAAAGUCACAUUUUUGGAUAGAAUAUUGACAAACCCACACAAUCUAGGAAUAAUCUCAUCAAAAAUAAAAG
Messenger RNA from Dunckerocampus dactyliophorus (ringed pipefish), 5458 nucleotides. Its product is annotated as MORN repeat-containing protein 4-like. Lineage: Eukaryota; Metazoa; Chordata; Actinopteri; Syngnathiformes; Syngnathidae. The record is from RefSeq and is a predicted model, not a curated record. The transcript is spliced from 5 exons. The coding region runs from base 143 to 577 and encodes 144 amino acids.